Sycon ciliatum is the source of this 4430-nucleotide messenger RNA. Its product is annotated as NACHT, LRR and PYD domains-containing protein 3-like. The transcript has 4 exons. The record is from RefSeq and is a predicted model, not a curated record. Bases 920 to 4000 code for a protein of 1026 amino acids. NCBI's taxonomy places the organism in Eukaryota, Metazoa, Porifera, Calcarea, Leucosolenida, Sycettidae.
ACUGUAUACAUACGUAACAUGUAGUGUCCUGACAGAAACGAAAGUCUUUCGUAAGGAAGAAGAAUAUUUCUAGCCGCUCAGAUCUAUGAUUGUAGUGAAAGAAUAGGCUAGGGACAGCAGGGGAGAGCGAGAGAAGCUGAAGAAGAGUCGAUGCUCUGCGCUAAAACCUCUGUCCAUAUAACUCGCAUUGUUGUCUUUCGUCUCCGAACAUUUCUACAAUGCAACGUUUGUAAAUAGAGCAGGACGCACCGCGGUACCGUGGCAGUUGCAGAGCUGCGUUGUACUGUUUUCCGAAUUCCAGGAGACUUUCUCACGUCCAGCGGCUCAGUGGCCGUGUGAAAUAGUAUAAUUCUCUGGCCCGAAUCUGCCCCGCCAUGGGGCUGUGCAUGUGCGAUACGUCUCUCUUUCAACUCGCACUCAUUGGAUGAUUGGUAGCGUGCUCUGCGUUGACAAUUAAAAAAAAGAAGUUUGUAUCCUGCUUCUAUUCGGCCGUCCACACCCUCACACGGCGACUUCACCGUGGCCUCUAACGACCUGGAACACGGCGGUGGAUAUAUCCAGGUACUAGUAUCAACAGGGAGUUUAUGCGUAUGUCCUAGCGCCCUACUAGCACUAGUAGCUCACCUGCUAUACGUCUGCCAUCCCAACUGACCAUCUGUACAUGGUUGAACUGACCUAGAACUACCUGCACUGCUCCAUACCUACUGUAGUCUGUAUCCUGCUGCUAGCGCUACAAGUACAAGUAACGACUGCUAAGUGUGACCAUGCAUCGAUUGGAGAUGCGGUGGGUCGUGGAGAAUGGCUGAUCGUGUGUGCGCCAUCAUGGUGUUCUAGUCGCUCGUGGAUUUCGCUCACCCAGUGUGCUUGAUGAGGGAACAUGGAUGUGUCAUGACACUAGAGGUUUUGCAGAAGCUACAGCAUGGAUGCUGGUAACCCGUUUUACUCGGAAACGUUCAUCUGUGACAUUCAGCCAUGGCUGAAUGAAGUGCCUGCGGAGAGACUGCGCAAUGCGGCCAUACAGGCUCACCUCAUCAAGGAUCGCAUUACGAUUGACACACUGAAACGGACUCAGGCCAACAGUGAUCACAACGAAGAGCUUGUCAAAUCAAUCGUCGCUGGAGGCCGGGAUGCUUACCAGAAGCUGUGUAAUGUCGUCAAGACGCUGGGCUAUGAUGGCAGGCAUGAGCAAAUGGUUCAACUUCUUCGGCGGCCGGGUCCUCAGCUGGAUGCAGCUACUUCGACGCAAACCUGCCCGCGACCCAUGGCGUCCGACGAGCAGAAGCUGCCAGCUUCUGUCCGAACUGCCCGUGAUUUGCUGGCUAAGGCAGUUGAGAAGGCUGGUAUUCAGAUUAGCGGUGGACUUGCCAGCGAUGCCAAAAUCCCAUUGAAAGAUAUUUUUGUCAACUUGACGUUGCUGACAAAGGAGGAACUUUCCGAACUUUUCAGUAACGAGUCAUCGUCCUUUUCGUCUGGUUCUGAACGAGCACGCCAGUUGAAAUUGUUCUCCGAGGCUCAGCCGCAAAGGGUCGCUACGGCCGAGCGUGGCAUUGAACUGGAAGAUAUUUUCUCCGCUACCAGCGAGCGGUCUUGCAAUCAGGGGGCCGCGCCACGCCCGGGCUGUGACCAUGAGGUAGCUGAUUCUGGUUUACUGGAGCCGCGUGCCAAGAAACCCGUGGAAGAAAACAUGAAGAAUGUACUAGCGUUUGGUAGCGCUGGCUGUGGCAAAUCCACGAUCUUUCUGAUCAUGCUGGAAUACCUCUGGUCUAAAGGUGAGCUGUGGCGUGGAAAGUUUGAUCUGGUACUGGCAGUGGAAUUACGGCUUGCCGAGGUGCAAGCUGCUACGAACUUGUGCGACUUGCUGGCACGUCGAUUCUCCAGUCUGGAUGUGAAGACAGAAGAGGUAGAGGAGAUGUCCGAGUUCUUUCGCAGCAACAAGUCCCGUCUUUGCAUUGUGCUAGACGGGCUGGAUGAGUGCAAGUUGGACAACUGCAGUGAAUACAUGCGUGAUCUACUGUUGAGAAGGCGUAGUGGUGAUAUGCAUGUGGUGGUGACGUCUCGACCAUGUACUGAUGCUCAUACCCUGUCGCAAUGUGGAGAGUAUCAACAGCAAGUGGAGGUGGUUGGAUUCUCACCAGACAACGUUGAAUUGUACGUGAAGAAAGUGGUGGGCGGUGUGAAAGGCGAGGCUAUGCUGAAGCAGCUCCGCUCACAAGAGGGCACAAUGUCGCUAAUGUGUACACCUCUGUUUGCUGCGCUGGCUUGUGAAUUGUUCAUGGACGACAGAGACGGUAGUAAAUUGCCGGAAUCCAGUACAGGACUGUACGAGUCGCUUGUUCGCCGUGUCAUGGAACGACAUGCGGGUAAACGCUACAAGACGCUUUCCGCCAUCAAGACGGACGAGGUAGAAGUGCUGAAGGAGCUAUCUGGUUUUGCACUAUCUAUGCUAGCUCAGCAAAAGAUGGUGUUCAACGAGGAGGAUGUCAUUUCUGCACAACUAAGCGCGCCUGCAAUUGAAUUAGGAUUGCUGAUGGCUUACAAGAGCACCAGCUCAACAGAAGACCGGCAAUAUCGAUUUGCUCACUUGUCCUUUCAGGAGUUCUUGGCGGCCUGGUACGUGUCUAGCGAGAUGCUGAACGACGAGAAGGACGCUGCAUGGCUGGUGAGGAGAGUCGGCCAUUACAGCGGUCACAUGACCAUGUUCUGGCGUUUCCUGAUCGCGCUCACACCGCCAAAUCCCGCAGUCGCCAUCAUGGAGCAUCUGUGGCGGAUAAUCUGCGACGACGAUCGUACACAACGUGCAUGCAGCCAGACUGAUACACGCCUGCUCGACGACAUUGUGAGCCGUUCUCAGCCAACCAAGCAAAGCAACGACGUGGACCGUAUCCAUGCGGUGCUGAAAUCGGCGCUGUCAGUUGAAAAGAUGAAAGAUCUCGCCGAUCAGCUGCUGGUUGGCACCGCCGGGCAAGGACGUGGUCGUCAGCGUGUCGACAAUGCUCUGCCACGAGGCAGGGAGUUGACGGAUGACUUGUACCUGGAUACUCUUGUAAGCGUAUGGAAGAACGAGGCAGCGGAGGCGAGUGCAGAGGUGUUCCUGUCGGCUGUACGUAAAGUGGAUCCCGCGACCGCAUCGCAUUGUGAGCAGCAUGCGAUGACAAGCGCAAAAUCGGAGAUAUCGACACCAUCGUCACCUGGAGCUGCCCCGGCUCCUACUACUGCUUCUAUACGGCCUCCUGCGCUUGUAGAGGGAGAACGCCGUUGCCUAGCUGAUUUGUUAGUAGCUUAUCUAGAGCACUGCCAGUAUCAAGGUCCGUCAUCUUGUAAUGGCCAUUGUUCAUUCUUCUCUCAGGUCUUUUCUCUGAAUUAUAGUCUUGUGCAACUCAGCCUGUUAGAUUGCACUGCCAUUGCUCAUUUCCUCACAACCCAUUCUUGUGUGGACGUGCAGGAAGUGUGCCUUUAUGGUUGUGGCUUACCCAGCACUGCUAUGCGCUGCAUUCUUAAUGGCUUGGCACGCUACACACAUGUACGUGUGCUCUAUUUGAUUCGGAAUGACUGUACCGAUGGUAAUGUCUUUUCAUCAGCCAUUUUGUCCGCAUCGUCCAGCCUGGAGGAUGUGGAUUUAGAUGAGAAUAAAGUCGGCAUUGACGGCUUUGCAUUGAUCUGCCAAGCGCUGAGUUCAUGUAGGAAGUUGCGGAAUGUUUCACUUUCCCGGUUAUGCACUGGUGAGUACGGUGCUGAUGUGCCGCUCACGUCCAUUCUGGAAAUUCUCCAUUCUAACAGGAACCUGGAAGUACUGGAUGUCCUAGGAUAUACCUUCACGUAUGGUCCUAGAUCGGAGGAACGACGUGUACUAGCCCAGUUCGUACAGGCUGUUCGCCAGUGUAGCAAGCUUAGGAUACUCUACUUUUCUCCAGAGUAUGGGGAUAAUAGCAGGUUGGUGUCCGAGCUACAGCCGCUGGUAGAUGAUCCUGAAUGUGCUCUCGAGCCUCAUGGACAGAUCUGAUUUGUUACUAUGACAAUGUACAGUUGCCAUGGUUAUAGCCAGCACCAGCCCUUGCAUAUAUUCUCUCUGGCGGUGAUCACUGAGUCUGUGUUCUUUUCUUGUACAAAACUUGAUUUUUCAGCCGCUACAGUUAACUACUUGCCUAUAACGGGGCAGUGCAAAGCCCAUUUUCCUCUUGCCCAGGCAAAACACUGAGUUGACCGUAUGCGCUUUCCUUGCCAGUGGUGCCUGUCUAUAGCAGAUAAUUUUCAAAAACUUUUCAAUCUUUUCUCAAUUCUUGAGCGCUGCCAUGCUGAUAACACUGCCUGCAAUAAAAAAAUAUUAUUUUGAGUGUCUUGUACUGACACGAUGUUUUCACUCCAUUUCCUUGUCUCUUCUGUGUUUCCUGAAUUACACUGACAGUUGGCUGUGUGCAGUGCACCGGUAUGCA